Messenger RNA from Punica granatum (pomegranate), 2010 nucleotides. Lineage: Eukaryota; Viridiplantae; Streptophyta; Magnoliopsida; Myrtales; Lythraceae. The record is from RefSeq and is a predicted model, not a curated record.
GCUUCUCUUCAAUUUCCACGUCAUUCCUCCAUAUAUAAAAAGACCUUAACCCGCCUGUGCUUUGUACAUCUAUAUCAAACCUCUUCCUCUCCCUCUCUCUCUCCCUGCGACAUAAACACUCAGACGACAAUGGAGAAACUUAUAAGGCUUAGAAGCCUCACAUUGGCGCUCCUCGUCGCGUUCCUCUUGUGGUCAUCGAGUCUGGAGACGUGCAUUGCGAGACGAGGGAGGCACUGGAGGCACAGGAGGCCGGUUUCAGCCUCAUUGAUGAAGAAGAAAGCAAAAGGUCAUGUAAGCCAUCACGGAAGCACUAGUCAUAGCCAUCAUAGCAGUUCGAAGCAGCCCAAGGCUCCGAGCUCCCACAAGGCUCCGUUGGCACCCCCGACCCCUACGCCGGGCAAGAACACACCGACUAAGUCUCCACCGGAGAAGGGAUAUGGUGGUGGGAAAUCUGCGGCGACCUUCAAUGUGAUGGAUUUCGGGGCUGGGGGUGGUGGCACGACCGAUGAUACGAAGGCAUUCGAGGCUGCGUGGGCCGCGGCAUGCAAGGUCGAAGCUUCGACGGUGCUAGUACCCGAAGGGCAUGAAUUCCUCGUGGGCCCCAUCUCAUUCUCGGGUCCGUAUUGUCAGGCAGACAUCACAUUUCAGCUUGAUGGUACGAUAUAUGCGCCAACCGAAUCAAAUGUAUGGGGUAGGGGACUGCUGUGGUGGAUUGAGUUCACAAAGCUGAAGGGGAUCACGAUCCAGGGUAAAGGAACCAUCGAUGGUCGGGGCUCAGUUUGGUGGGAGAGCGCACCCUAUGAUGAACCCAUAGAUGAUGAGACAAAUCUCAUCAUCCCAUUAAAUGCCACGGUCGAGGAAACCCCGCCAAUGCCGGUGAGGAGUGAACUGAGUGCCAAAAUGCCAAGCAUCAAGCCCACGGCCCUGAGGUUUUAUGGGAGUUUUAAUGUGACAGUCACGGGCAUCACAAUUCAAAACAGUCCCCAGUGCCACCUCAAAUUCGACAAUUGCAUGGGUGUCUUGGUCCACGACAUGGCCGUCUCGUCCCCCGGUGACAGCCCCAACACCGACGGCAUCCACCUCCAGAACUCCAAGGACGUGCUCAUCUAUGGCACCGACCUUGCUUGCGGAGAUGACUGCAUCUCAAUACAGACCGGGUGCUCGAAUGUGUAUGUACAUAACGUGAACUGUGGACCUGGGCAUGGGAUCAGCAUCGGGAGUCUGGGCAAGGACAACACGAAAGCCUGCGUCUCGAACAUCACAGUCCGCAAUGUCAAUAUGCACAACACGAUGAAUGGUGUCAGGAUAAAGACGUGGCAGGGCGGGUCAGGCUCUGUCCAGGGAGUGAUGUUCUCGAACAUUCAGGUCUCCGAAGUGCAGCUCCCAAUCAUCAUCGAUCAGUUUUACUGCGACAAGAGCACAUGCCACAACCAAUCAUCGGCCGUGGCAUUAUCAGGAAUCACCUACGAAAGGAUCAGAGGGACGUACACUGUGAAGCCAGUGCAUUUUGCUUGCAGCGACAACCUGCCCUGCAUAGACGUGACUCUAACUGCCAUAGAACUAAAGCCGUUGCAAGAGCGGUACCACCUCUACAAUCCCUUCUGCUGGCAAGCCUUCGGGUUGCUGAGCACUCCUACUGUCCCACCGAUCGAUUGCUUGCAGAUCGGAAAGCCAUCCAAGAACCGAGUUCAGUCUGAUCACGACUCCUGCUGAGCUAAAACCAACACCAGGGUAUUUCAAUGGUUUAUUCAUUUGCGUGGUCGGCGUGAUUUCCCGACCCCUGCCAUACCAUUAGUUAGUUAGACACAGAAUGUAUAUUAUCCGGGAGGUUGUAUUUUACAAAUUUUACUUCUUUAGGGUGAUUAUUUCGAUGACCCUUUGGUGUGGGAGAUACUGGUGUUGCUAUUAGCUAGAGCUCUCGAUACUAAAGUAUUGGACAGUCAUGUGCUUGUCUAUACAUAAUGUUUGAUCCUUAGAUAUAUCUAAUAAAUGCUCUUCGUCAGCUUGAAA